This is a messenger RNA of Danio rerio (zebrafish), 612 nucleotides long. The record is from RefSeq and is a predicted model, not a curated record. NCBI's taxonomy places the organism in Eukaryota, Metazoa, Chordata, Actinopteri, Cypriniformes, Danionidae.
UCCAAGGAACAAAAACACAAUCAUGGGGAUGAUGAAAGGACCCAACAAAGAACUGAAUGUUCUGAAUGUUAUCUUCCAUCAUUCUCAAGUUAAUUUGUUUUAACAUACAUUGUUUAACAUUUUUGUUGUUUCCUUUGUUGUUGUAGUGCCUUUAAUGAGCUAUAUUCAAGCAGGCCAAAAAGGUAUAUAUCGAUCGCUUUUGUGAUUGCAAUGGUUUUAUUUCUGACACUGACUCAGAGAUCUACUGUGACACACACUCGACGCUCUUUACCCUCUGUGAAACUCAAUACACCCAUUAUGACACCCAUUGUAAACUGCAAUGAAAAAGCAGCAGUGGCAGCAGAUGCAGAAAUUUGCUCAAAAAUUGGAAGGGACAUUCUGGGACGCAAUGGUUCAGCAGUGGAUGCUGCUAUCGCUGCUCUGCUGUGUGUGAGUGUGAUUAACCCACAGAGUAUGGGCAUCGGUGGAGGAAGCGUGUUCACCAUAUACAAUGCAAUAAACGGAACCGUGGAGAUAAUUAAUGCUCGAGAGACUGCCCCAAUGAGUGCUACAGCAAACAUGUUUGACAAGGAGCCCCAAAAAGAGAAUCCAGGUAUCAUCCACCAUACAUAA